Xyrauchen texanus (razorback sucker) is the source of this 6612-nucleotide messenger RNA. RefSeq names its product slit homolog 3 protein-like. Gene Ontology annotation, biological process: negative chemotaxis; axon guidance. Bases 480 to 5030 code for a protein of 1516 amino acids. The transcript has 36 exons. Gene Ontology annotation, molecular function: heparin binding; Roundabout binding; calcium ion binding. The record is from RefSeq and is a predicted model, not a curated record. Lineage: Eukaryota; Metazoa; Chordata; Actinopteri; Cypriniformes; Catostomidae.
CAGAGUUUGGGGGCUGGAAAUCAAGUAGGUACGAGCUCCACUGAAGUUUCUCAAUCACUAUCAAUGAGGAUUUGCAUGCUGGACCUAAAAAAGCGGAAUUUUAGAAAAAUGAAAAGGAAUCACUUUGGACAUUUGAAUGCGUUUUGGAGGAUUUCCCUGGGACAUUAAUGUUCGUCAAGUUAGUGGUGUGCGUUCCCAACUUUCAUAUGUUUCAAUGGUGUGGAGACAUUUGAAUGAGCAACGCUUUGCUCCAAUGUAUUUUUAGAAGUUUUCAAAGUUGGAACUAUAUAUGUAGUACUUUGACACGCACUGUUUUAUUUUUUCCUUGUAUUACAUGGAGAAUCUUGCGCUCGCGACUUGAUUGCCUGUGGAUAAGACGCGAAUUACUUUUGUUUUUGAUAUAGCCUAAACAUUAGUUUGUUAUAUUAUUUGUAUAUCGAUAUAAGGCUACUAUCAGCAUCAGAGGAUAUAUAUAUAUCAUGCGGUGGGUGAAGUCUUGGGGAAUACUGGCUCUGUUGCUGUGCUGUGUCUCUGUGAAUGGAUGCCCGCAUAAGUGCAGUUGUUCGGGCUCUCAUGUGGAUUGUCAGGGUCAAGGCUUCAGGACUGUACCCAGGGGAAUCCCGAGGAAUGCCGAAAGACUGGAUCUGGACAGGAAUAACAUCACCCGGAUCACCAAGGUGGACUUCUCUGGCCUCAAGAACCUCCGCGUACUGCAUCUGGAGAACAAUCAAAUCAGUGUGAUUGAGAGAGGAGCUUUUCAGGACCUCAAACAGCUGGAGAGAAUCCGCCUGAACCGGAACCGGCUGCAGGUUCUGCCGGAGCUGCUGUUCCAAUCCACACCCAAGCUGGGCCGCCUGGACCUGAGCGAAAAUCAGAUUCAGGCUAUUCCUCGUAAGGCUUUCCGAGGGAUCACCGCCGUCAAGAACCUGCAACUGGACAGCAACCACAUCAGCUGCAUCGAAGAUGGAGCCUUCCGAGCCCUGCGCGAUCUGGAGAUACUCACUCUCAACAACAACAACAUCACCCUUAUCCCUCUGUCAAGCUUCAACCACAUGCCCAAGCUGCGGACACUUCGUCUGCACUCCAACAACCUGCACUGCGACUGCCACCUGUCCUGGCUCUCUGAUUGGCUGCGGCAGAGGAGGGGGCUGGCGCCUUUCACACAGUGCAUGGCCCCCGCCCAUAUGAGAGGGCUCAAUGUCCCUGAUGUUCAGAAGAGAGAUUUUGUCUGCACAGGUCCUGCUCAGACGGAGCCCAGGUCAUGCGCCCCUCAGGCAUCCAUCUGUCCCGCCGCUUGCACCUGCAACAACAACAUUGUAGACUGCAGAAGAAAAGGCCUGACUGAGAUUCCUGCCAAUCUGCCUGAAGGAAUUGUGGAAAUUCGUUUGGAGCAGAACAUGAUCAAGAGUAUACCAGCAGGAGCAUUCUCCACCUACAAGAAACUGAAAAGAAUAGACCUGAGCAAGAAUCAGAUUUCCGAAAUUGCAGAAGAUGCAUUUAGUGGCCUACGCUCCCUCACUUCGCUGGUCCUGUAUGGAAACAAGAUUGCUGAGAUCCCAAAAGGACUGUUUGAUGGCCUGGUCUCUCUGCAGCUGCUACUGCUCAAUGCCAACAAGAUCAACUGUCUGCGAGUGAACACCUUCAAAGACCUGCAGAACCUCAACCUGCUGUCCCUUUACGACAACAAGCUCCAGACCAUCAGUAAAAGCUUGUUCACUCCUCUGCGUUCCAUCAAAACACUGCAUCUCGCUCAGAAUCCCUUCAUGUGUGACUGUCAUCUCAAGUGGCUGGCUGACUACCUGUUUGACAACCCGAUUGAGACCAGCGGAGCUCGGUGCAGCCACCCGCGGCGCCUCGCCAACAAGCGCAUCAGUCAGGUCAAGGGCAAGAAAUUCCGCUGCACAGGUUCGGAGGACUACCGUACCCGUCUUAGCAGUGAGUGUUUCCAGGAUCUGGUUUGCCCUGAGCGCUGCCGGUGUGAAGGAACGGUGGUGGACUGCUCAAACCUCAAACUGACCAAAAUCCCCCCUCACCUACCUGAACACACCACUGACCUGCGGCUGAACGACAAUGAAAUCUCCAUCCUGGAGGCUACAGGGGCCUUUAAGAAGCUCCCAAACCUGCGCAAGAUAAACCUGAGUAACAAUAAACUGCGGGACAUCCGUGAGGGGGCAUUUGAUGGGACCGGAGGGGUUUUGGAACUGCUGUUGACUGGAAACAAAUUGCAGUCAGUCAACGGACGCAUGUUCAAGGGUUUGGGCGGCCUCAAAACACUGAUGCUGAGGAAUAAUCAGAUCAGCUGUGUGGAUAAUGCCACCUUUACCGGCCUGAGCUCUGUGCGCCUGCUUUCCCUCUACGAUAACCGGAUCUCCACUAUCGCCCCUGGAGCUUUCAACACCCUGCACUCCCUCUCUACCAUUAACCUACUAUCUAAUCCCUACGUGUGUGACUGUCACUUAGCCUGGCUGGGACUCUGGCUUAAGAAGACCAGGGUGGUUAGUGGUAACCCACGCUGUCAGAAACCUGCCUUCCUUAAGGAGAUCCCCAUACAGGAUGUGGCCAUGCCUGAUUUCACCUGUGAUGGUAUCGAAGAGAAUGUCUGUCUACCUUCAGCGCCUCGCUGUCCGGAUUCCUGCACAUGCUCAGAUACAGUGGUGCGCUGUAGUAACCGGGGGCUGCAUUCACUGCCCAAGGGUAUCCCGAAAGACACUACUGAAUUAUAUUUGGAAGGAAACCUCCUCACAUCCGUGUCUAAAGAGCUGGCUAAUCUGAAACAGCUAUCACUGCUAGAUCUCAGUAACAACAGCAUCAACGUUCUUGCUCCUCUAACCUUCAGCAACAUGACACAGCUUGCCACUCUUAUCCUGAGUUAUAAUCAAAUCCGCUGUGUCCCGGUUCAUGCAUUUGAUGGCUUGCGUUCUCUCCGCCUGCUAACCCUCCACGGAAAUGACCUUUCAACUAUUCCGGAGGGAGCCUUCAGCCACUUGACAUCUCUGUCUCAUCUGGCUCUGGGUGCUAACCCCCUUUACUGUGAUUGUGAGCUGCGCUGGUUGUCUCAGUGGGUGAAGGCUGGGUUUAAAGAGCCUGGAAUCGCCCGCUGCACUGGACCACCUGAUAUGGCGGACCGACUGCUGCUCACCACCCCCCUCAACCACUUCCAGUGCAAGGGUCCUGCAGAUUUGAAUCUGAUGUCAAAGUGCGCCCCCUGUCUGGCAGCUCCCUGUCAGAACAACGGCACAUGUGUUAGUGACGUCACCGGCUCUUACCGCUGCACUUGCCCGUUUGGCUACAAGGGCCGUAACUGUGAGAUCCCCAUUAACGCGUGUAUCAGUUUGCCCUGUAGUAACGGAGGAACAUGCCACCUCUCACCUGCACAGGAGGGGCAGUACAGCUGUGUGUGUCCGCCUGGAUUUGAGGGCCAGCAGUGUGAAGUGAAUCCUGAUGACUGUGAAGACAACGACUGUGAGAAUAACUCUACCUGUGUGGAUGGCAUCAACAACUACACCUGCGUCUGCCCGCCUAACUACAAAGGUGAUCUGUGUGAAGAGGUGGUUGACCCCUGCCUGCCUGGGUUUGACCUUUGCCAACACGACUCCAAGUGUGUUCCCCUCAUUAAGGGCUACAGGUGUGAGUGUUUGCCUGGUUAUGUUGGCCAGCACUGUGAGCAGGAUUACAACGACUGUCUGGAGAACAAAUGCCAGCAUGGGGCAGAGUGUGUUGAUGCCAUCAAUGGUUACACAUGUGUUUGCAAGGAAGGAUUUAGUGGGCUGUUCUGUGAGCACCCUCCACCAAUGAUAUUGCUCCAGAAGACAAGUCCAUGUGACCAGUCUGACUGCCAGAAUGGAGCCCAGUGUCUGGUCAUUGAGGGAGAGCCUGUGUGUCGUUGUCUGCCUGGCUUCUUUGGCAACAAGUGCCAUAAAAUGGUCACAGUACACUUCCGUGGCAAAGAUACCUAUGUGGAACUCUCCGGCGCCAAAAUCCGACCACCAGUGCACAUAUCCCUCCAGGUUGCCACAGAUAAAGACAAUGGCAUUCUGUUGUAUAAAGAGGACCAUGACCCACUUGCCCUGGAGCUGUACCAGGGACACAUCCGUCUGAUCUAUGACAUUGCCAAGUACCCUCCUACUACUGUGUACAGUGUGGAGUCAGUGAAUGAUGGACUUUUCCACAUAGUAGAGGUGCUGAUCCAGAAUCUGACCCUGAGCUUGGUGGUGGAUAAAGGGGCACCUAAAAGUCUGGGAAAACUCCCCCGCCCUCCUUCAGUGGACCUCAAUACACAACUUUAUAUUGGUGGUGUGCCCUCUAUAAUUGGCACAGCAGGUCUGCGAUCUGGUCCAGAUCGUCCAUUCCAGUCCUUUAAUGGCUGCAUCAAUAACGUACGGCUUAACGGGGAACUGCAGGACCUGGGCAGUGGACUAGCAGGGGUAGAAGGCAUCCUCCCGGGCUGUCACUCUUGUAAUGUUUGUGCUCAGGGGACCUGCAGACAGAGAGGAGAAGCAGGCGUGACUUGUGAGUGUCCCACAGGCCACAGCGGCCCACUGUGUGAACAGAUGAAUUCUCUGAAUCCCUGCCAGAGCAACAGGUGUUUGCAUGGUGUGUGUGUACCAAAGGGCUCCUCGUACAGUUGUUCAUGUGCCGUAGGAUACUCAGGUCAAUACUGUGACAGGCGGGAAGAGCCAGCAGCCUGCAGAGGGCAGCACUGUGUAAAUGGAGAGUGCAGAGUGACAGAAAGUGGAGAACCGAUGUGCCACUGCCAGCCUGGAUACUCCGGGCUGUCCUGUGAAUCAGAGCUGACGUGCCAAGGGGAGAUGGUUCGAGAGCUACUCAAGCGUCAUAUGAGUCAUAAAAGCUGCACCUCCACCAGUAAAAUCCCACGGGUGGAGUGUCCUCAUGCCUGCCACUCGGGCCUCUGCUGCGCCCCCACGAAGAGCCGGAGACGGAAGGUCAGUUUCAAGUGCUCUGAUGGAUCUUCCUUUUCCGAAGAGAUGGAGACCACCUUGGAAUGCGGCUGCACAAAGUGCCCGUUGUAAUAAUACCUCCAAUCCCAAACCACGAGAAGAUGGAGCGGAAAAGAAAAUAUAUUGUAAAAUAAACAAAACACAAAUAGAACUUAUUUUUAUUAAGGGAUGUUUUUUUAAAGAAGAGACUGUUUUUAUGAUGUUGCCCGUACUGUAUGUGUCAUGAAAAGUAAUUUUGUAUUGUCGAACAAAAACCACACAGAUUAACAUUCCUGAAAAUAUAUUAAUUAUAUAAAUAUGUAUAAAUCUAUAUAAAUGUACAACUUAACCUUAAGAAUUAAUUCGGUCUGUGUAUUGCAUGUCUAUUGUGAAGUGCGAGAGCGGAGAGACACUUUGAUGGAGGAGCGGGUGGGCGCAAGACUUAAAUGUGCCCAUGUAGCUAAUCAGGGGAGGAGAAACCUAAGACUCUCUAACACAGGAAGUGGUGAGCCUGCUUUCUGUGCUCUGGUGGCAACAAAGGAACAGCUUCCUAACCCACCUGCCUUGUAAUGGACCUCAGAGAGCUCACCUGCAGAAUCCAAGGAUGUGACCGUAAUCCACAAAGCUUCCAACGGGAUGCCAUUUUACAUUUGUGCUCUAUGGAUCACUUUGGGGGUUUUAUUUGUGGUUGUUAUUUGCUUUUGCCCUUCACAAAGAGAAGCUGCUACUGGUUUAAAGGCUGCAACUCCGAGUUAGAUUUAUUUUGCAUGACUGCAUGGAAAAGUGAAAUGUGAACUUUAAACAUGCUGUGGUCAGGUAGUAAAGCUAUUGUAGGAACUAUGAUAGUUCAUCUGCUGUCUACCUGUUUUACCUUGUACAGUUGCAAGAUCCAAAUGCAUUUCCCUUUGUUUCAGUGUCGGCAGGUUAUACAGGUGACCGCAUCUCUAGUGCAAAGCACUUCAUAUUGACGUAGUAUUCCGUCAUAACCGUCCUUAACUAAAAUAUUAAAUGCAAAUAUAUUACACCUAUUACUACUGUAUUGUUUCAUAUAUAUACCCUUUGUUUUGUUUAUUGGUUUUGUUGUUGUUAAUUUUUUUUUAAAGAUAACACUUUACAAAUAUCUGAAAAAGAGAGAGGUCUAUAGAUUUUCCAAAGGAAAAUUAAGCAGUGUUAAUGAAUAUUCAGGCUUAUUCUGUCUCACCUCAUUUGCCGCAUACUGUUAAAUAAGGUACAAGCAUGAGUAGGAAUCCCCAGUGCAAGAUGUUAUGUAAGCACCUCUUAUCAGAAGAUUGGUGGUUGUGAGUGGCAUUUUCUAUUAAUGUUUUGUUAAAUAUGAAUUAGAGAGUGAUGAUUAACUUACAGUGAAUGUUGAAUUAAACUUGUAAUGAAAUACAGGAUUGGAUUUGUGUGUGUGUGUGUGUAAAUUUAUGCUACAUUGUGGGGACUAAAUGACUGUGGGGACCAAAUGUCCCCACAAGGAUAGUAAAACAUGACAUCACCUACACUGUGGGGCCCAGCCUGGUGUCCUCACGAGGGUAAUGGCUUAGCAAACAUACUAAAUUAUUAUUAUUUGUUUUGAUUUAUUUUUUUAUGUAAAUAUGCAAAUUCAGUUUCUCUGGAUUUACUGUUUAUAGGUAUGUGUUUGAUUAAAAUGAACAUUUCUCCAAAAUUCCAA